CCCGAUGUGAAUCGGCGCUUCUCCUUCGCUACAAAGACUCGGCUCUUAGAGCCGAAUCUUUCGCGAACGACACAUUUUCACAGACAUAAUGAUUUCGGUGCUGAAGUUCAUAUCCAGACCUUUUGCGAGAAAAGCUUCAGCAAAAAUGCAUUACACCACUGGGGUAAACAUAACACUUUUGCCCAGUUACAAAUGCUCGUUUGAAGAUCCGGUGCACGUGACCGUAAAUGGUUUAAAUCCGCGACAACGCGUGCAACUGCGCUCAAGGGUCACGGAUGACAAUGGCCUUGUUUUCCAGGCUUCGGCCACCUACGAGGCGUCCGACAAUUGUCAGGUAGACCUCACCAGCCACCCCUCGCUUGGUGGCAGCUUUACCGGUAUCGAACCAAUGGGCUUAUUCUGGGCUUUGAAAGCUGAUACGGAAGCCUGCAAGUUCGCAAAAACAGACGUGACGCGUCCUGUUCUUGUUGACAUUGAGGUUUUGAGCAACGAUGAAGUAAUAGCUCAAGCGACGAACGAGAGACACUGCAUGGCCGAUGGUGUCCGGAGGGUUCCGGUCACAGAAGGCAGGAUCAGAGGAACUUUGUUUCUGCCACCCGCCGGUACAGGACCAUUUCCUGGGAUUCUGGAUACUUAUGUUUUCAGAGGACUCCCUUUUGAGUUGAGAGCGGCUCUGUUGGCAAAACAAGGCUUUGCGGUGCUUGCCUUGGCCUUCCAGGGAUACCAAGAUUUACCCAAAAGGGCUGAAAAAUUUCACCUGGAGUAUUUUGAAGAGGGUAUAGCAUUUUUGCGACAACAGCCUGAGGUCAAAGGCCAAAAAAUUGGCCUAAUUUCCAUCUCAAAAAGUGGAGAUCUCGCUUUGUCAAUGGCAGCUUUUCUGCCUGGUAUAUCGGCUACUGUUUGGAUCAACGGAUGUAACGCCAAUACUUUGGUCCCCGUGUACUACAAAGACGUUUGCCUUCCACCCCUGAUGUUUGACAUUGCAAAAACAAAAAUAACACCAUCAGGCAUGCUAGAUAUUGGGGAUGUUAUGCACGACCCCAUGUCCAAAAAAGGGCUCCCUAGUGUUAUACCCAUUGAGUGCAAUACCGGUAACUUCAUGUUCAUAAUGUCGGAAGCUGACAGAAAUUGGCAUAGUGCGUAUUAUGCGAGGCUAGCAUGCGACAGAUUGAAAGCACAUGGGAAAAAUAACUACGAGCUGGUGGCAUAUGAAAAGGCUGGUCACUUUAUUGAGCUGCCCUAUAUGCCAUUUUGUGUUGCAGACUUUCAUGGUGUCGCAGGCAAAGUGGUUUACUUUGGUGGGGAGCCUAAGGCCCAUUCUGAGGCACAGUUGGAUGCAUGGCCAAGGAUUUUGAAUUUUUUCAGAAAAUACUUAGGAGCUACUUAUCAAAGAUCUAUGCUUUAAAAGCAGGAGUAUAUAUGACACUAAAGGGAGGUCAAGCCCUGCACCCUUGUUCUAUUAAAAUACUGAUAUUUUUCUAAUAUAUUAAGUCAAUAAGAAUCAAUGAAGCCAGUGUUUGAUUUUGUAUCAUUUGCUUCGAAUCAUUGUUGUGUUUAUUAUUCAUACAAAGUAUGGAAUUUUAUUUUUUAAGUCAAGCAGUAUGCGUUAUCUUGGGUAUUGUUAUUAUCUCAUAGAGAUUUAGUAAAAUACAAACUGCUGCUAGCUUCUUUCCUGAUUAUGCAUUCAUUCACUCACUUAAAGUCCAUUUUGUUGCACAGCCUCGAGCCUCCUUUUCACAGAAACCUUGAGGAUCUCUUCAAUCUUAAUAGAGUGAGAAUGUGGGUUAUUUCUUCUAUCUUUUUGAUUUUUCAACAUGUUUCUUCUACAUGAAUUCUGAGGAGAUUGAGAUCCUCUCUUCGCACACCCUCAGCGGUACUUACACCAGAUCUUUUAGAGAGGACUUUGACAUCGACACACUCCAGAGCCAUUGCGUUUAACCUGGACCAGUUAGAGGAGGCUCUUCAACCUGGACCGGUUAGAGGAGGCUCUUCCUGUUGAUUGACUGGAAUAGAUUCAUUGUUUAUAUAGAAAUGGUUACAAUCAUUGGCAGUGCCAUUGCCCGGUAUUCAUCUUUGCAAGUUGUGAGAUGAAUUUUUUAAUGAGCAGGCUUGCCUUUUGCAACCCGAAUUCUGCAAAUGUUGGGAUGUGUUUUUUAAAGCAAAAAGACUUUAAAAUCCCAUGAGCUAAAAAGAUUGUGAAAUACUUUAAAAACAACGAUUUUCAAUGUCAAAUUGCAAAGGCUUUGGAAAUCUCAUCUUCUACAGUGCAUCAUCAAAAGAUACAGAGAAACCUCUGUGCGAUUGUGCGUAAGGGAAAAGGCAGAAGACCUUUGUUGGAUGGUUUAUAAAGGCUCAUUUAAAAUGGAUUGUUCAAAGUGGAAAAGUGUUUUAUGGUCAGACCUACGAGUCAAAAUUGGACAUUCUUGUUGAGAAAGCCAGCAUCUCUGGUGGUAUGUGGGUGCAUAGGUGCAUACAGUAAGGGCAGCUUGCAUGUUUUGGAAGGCACUAUGAAUGCUUAAAGGUUCAUAAAGGUUUUCGGAACCGUCUAUUGCAGGGAAGCCUUGUGUAUUUCAGCAGGACAAUGCAAAACCACAUACUUCAGCUAUUAUAACAGCAUUGCUUCGUAGUACAAGAGUCCGGGUGCUGAAUUGACCUGCCUGCAGUCCAUAACUUUCACCUACAGAGAUCAUUGGGCGCAUCAUUAAAUGAAAAACACAUCCACAAACUCUUCAGCAGCUGGAAACCUAUAUCAGGCAAGAAUAGGACCCAAAUACCAUCACCAAAACUACAGAAACUUAUAACCUUGUUGCCCAGAUGUCUUUAAACUGUUUUGAAAAGGAGAUGCUGCUUCACCAUGGUAAACAUUUCCCCGUGCCAACUUCUUGGAGACCUGUAGCAAGAAUCCAUUUUGAAACCAGCUCCUUUUGCGCAAAUAACUGUAAACGUUUUAACAUUUGUUGUGUUCGCUAUGUUCUAUUGUAAAUAAUACGUUGUCUCGUCUGAUUAUAAAGUUUUCAUUUUAUUCAAAUUUAAAAAAGGUCCCAACAUUUCUGGAAUUCGGGUUGUAUAAGGUCUUACAUGGUUAGUUUUACAGUCUUUUACCAGUUGACUGUCUACCCAUAGAGUACAGAUAUUUUUAAUUAUUAAGCCAACAAUAACCUGUAAUGCUAGUCUUGGUCCAAAAACAAAAUGCACAAGCUUCCCCAGUCAAACACUCAACACAUUGUCGCCUACAUAUGCGGUCAAACGCCACCUAGUGUACAACAAUGGUAAUACAUCAAAACCUUUCCACACAACAGGCAAUGCAGUCUACAGUAAUGCUAAUUCGCGUAAUACAUUUUUAAUAGCUCAAACAUGAUGUCAUAAACCAUCUCCACUUUAUUGAAUAUACACAUCACAAUUAACACUGCAGUAUCCUGUCAAACAGAAUACAGCAUUACAGCAUUAUUGUGGGGAAAAAGGAAACAGAUGAGGGUUGGUUGAAAGCUCUUUCCUUAGAGACUAUAAAUAGCAUUUUAUGUGAGCUACAGAGCUCGGUCUUCAAAUGAAAAAAAUUCUGGUCCCGUUGGGCAAUGCAGUUCACACGUCAAAAUGCAUUAGGCUGUGAACUUUCUUCGUGAAUAGCAAAAUAUGCUAACGUGAGAAUAAUGUUGCCCUAUUAAAUAUACAAAUAUUUCAAAAUCUGCAGUAUUAUAUAUAAAACAGACGAUAUCAUUAAAAUGAGACAAUAAGACCAUAACAGAAACGUUUUAAUAAACAUUACACCUUGCCAAAAAUGUUAUUGUUCAGUACGCAUGAAUACAG
Triplophysa dalaica is the source of this 3804-nucleotide messenger RNA. RefSeq names its product acyl-CoA thioesterase 20 (gene acot20). Gene Ontology annotation, biological process: acyl-CoA metabolic process; fatty acid metabolic process. Gene Ontology annotation, molecular function: fatty acyl-CoA hydrolase activity. Lineage: Eukaryota; Metazoa; Chordata; Actinopteri; Cypriniformes; Nemacheilidae. The transcript is spliced from 3 exons. The coding region runs from base 89 to 1405 and encodes 438 amino acids. The record is from RefSeq and is a predicted model, not a curated record.